AUGGUGGACGGCAACGACGCGCGCGUCGUCGGCGACGCGGGACCUCGACCGGGGGCGUUCGAGGUGGUGGUGUGCGACAGCCUGGACGAUGGGUCGGGAGAGGCGGAUCUCGAGGGGGCGCGCGCGAAGGACGCCGCGUUCAGCGCGCUCUCGCGAGGCCGACCGCCGAGCGCGCUGGAGAUCAUCGAGGCCCUCGAGCGCGAGCUGAGCGCGGAUGAUUUAGGGUUGACGGGCGACGCGUCCUCGGGCGCCGGAUGCGGGUGA
Ostreococcus lucimarinus CCE9901 is the source of this 264-nucleotide messenger RNA. RefSeq lists its product with no specific name. NCBI's taxonomy places the organism in Eukaryota, Viridiplantae, Chlorophyta, Mamiellophyceae, Mamiellales, Bathycoccaceae. The transcript has a single exon. The record is from RefSeq and is a predicted model, not a curated record. Bases 1 to 264 code for a protein of 87 amino acids.